AUGGAUAUAAGUUGUCCUAUGUGUGAUUUGGACGUAGAACACUUGCUACAUGUUUUCUUCGACUGUCCUUUUGCUCGUCUUUGCUGGCACUAUGCAGGUUGUGAUUAUGACAUGAGUAAUGUCGAGUUUGCUCCAGAUUGGCUUAUCCAGAAACUUGCUUCAGCGAAUAACGACGAGAUGAUGACCAUAUGUAGAGUGCUGUGGGGAAUUUGGUUCUUUAGGAACAAGAAAGUGUGGGAGAACAAGGUGGUUAAUCACUUUACAGCAAUGGAUUGGAGCCUCAAAUGUUUCUCAGACUGGAGAGCAGCUAAAGCUAGUCGAGCAACAGUGCAAAGUGCUAAUUCAAGCAGUGUGCCCCGCAAUAAUCACAAGUGGCAGGCCCCUGAAGCUGGUGGGUUCAAAUUGAAUGUGGAUGCUUCUUUUUAUGCUGGUUCUGAAUCAUUUUCAAUUGGGAUGGUUAUUCGUGAUCAUACGGGGUCUUUCUUAGGAGGGCAAGUUGCUCGGUAUCCAAAUGUUAACACUGUCUUUGAAGCUGAAGCGAUGGCCAUAGCAGAAACUCUGAGUUGGUUAAUGACUUUGCCAUAUCAAGGUGUAAUCGUGGAGUCCGAUUCUCUCUUGUCUGUUCAAGCCAUCCGCUGCUGCCAUGUUAAUUCUCUUGAAGUUGGUCAUGUUCUGGAUAGGUGUCAUAGUUUACUUUGUUCAAGACCUGAUCUAUCUGUUUCUUUUGUCAAACGGCAAUCAAAUAAGUUAGCCCAUGAAAUGGCUUGUAUCCCUUGUUUGCUUCAUUGCCAUAAUUUGUUUACGUCGCCCCCUGCUUCUCUGGUGGAGACUAUCUUGUAUGAUUCAACAUUUUAA
This is a messenger RNA of Daucus carota subsp. sativus, 855 nucleotides long. RefSeq lists its product as uncharacterized. NCBI's taxonomy places the organism in Eukaryota, Viridiplantae, Streptophyta, Magnoliopsida, Apiales, Apiaceae. The transcript has a single exon. The record is from RefSeq and is a predicted model, not a curated record. The coding region runs from base 1 to 855 and encodes 284 amino acids. Gene Ontology annotation, molecular function: RNA-DNA hybrid ribonuclease activity; nucleic acid binding.